UGCAAGAAGUUUCUAAAGGAGACGGGAGGCGAUCCACUUCCUAGACUUGUUCUUGAAGUUAGGUAGGGAUGAAGACCAGUAAAUACCCAGCUGAGCCUUUUUGAGACAGCCAGCCUGGAUCUAUAGGGCUGGUUUGGGUGGCAGCGAUGUUUCCAGACCAGGAUCAAGGUUGGAUCCCAGAAAGCCACGGGGAAUUCUCCAGCGUUUGGGACUGAAGGAGCAAGGGUCACACAUUGUCCUUUUCCCAAGCCUUUGCAAGACUGGAGGAAGGGCCUCGGAAUAUAACCCAGGAUGAAGGGGGUCUUGUACAUUUUCAUGCUGAUCCUGACAGAAAGCAUGACAGACGUGGUCCGCUCAGCCCGGGACUGCCUGCAGGCGGGGGAAUCCUGCACCAACGACCCCAGCUGCAGCUCCAAAUUCCGGACCCUGCGGCAAUGUAUUGCAGGCAACGGUGCCAACAAGCUGGGGCCAGAUGCCAAGAGCCAGUGCCGGAACACGGUGACGGCCCUCCUUUCCAGCCAACUCUACGGCUGCAAGUGCAAGCGGGGCAUGAAGAAGGAGAAGCAUUGCCUCAGCGUCUACUGGAGCAUCCACCAUACCUUGAUGGAAGGUGGCGACUCAGGAUUUGGCCUUUCCAGUGGUGAUGAUACCCCAUUUGUAGCUUUCUCCAGAGGCACUCACCUGGCUGGCACCGAAUCUGACUUCAUUUCAAGGCCAGGCAUGAACAUGAUGGAGAGUUCCCCUUACGAACCAUUUGUGAGGGGGUUCGACUACGUCCGAUUAGCUUCCAUCACUGCAGGCUCCGAAAACGAGGUGACUCAGGUGAACCGCUGCUUGGACGCUGCUAAGGCCUGCAACGUAGACGAGGUGUGUCAGCGCCUCCGGACCGAGUACGUCUCCUCCUGCAUCCGGCGUGCGGCCCGGGCGGACACCUGCAACCGCUCCAAGUGCCACAAGGCCUUGAGGAAGUUCUUUGACCGGGUGCCCCCCGAAUACACCCACGAGCUCCUCUUCUGCCCCUGCGACGACACGGCGUGUGCCGAGCGCCGCAGGCAAACCAUCGUGCCCACGUGCUCUUACGAAGCCAAGGAGAAGCCAAAUUGCUUGGCCCCGCUGGACUCCUGCCAAGGGAACUACGUCUGCAGAUCCCGUUACGCGGAGUUCCAGUUCAACUGCCAGCCAUCCACGCAGUCUGCAACGGGAUGCCGGAGGGAAAACUAUGCAGCCUGUCUGUUGGCCUAUACCGGAAUCAUAGGUAGCCCCAUCACCCCAAACUACAUCGACAACUCGACCUCCAACAUAGCCCCUUGGUGCACGUGCAAUGCCAGCGGGAACCGGCAGGAGGAGUGCGGGAGCUUUUUGCGCCUCUUCACCGAGAAUCUCUGCCUCCAAAAUGCCAUCCAGGCCUUUGGCAAUGGGACGUACCUGAGCAGAGCCCUGGGUCCUUCCACCCCUCCGACGACGCAGAUGCGCAAACAGGAACGGAACGCCAACAAAGCAGCGGCCACCCUCAGAGAGAACAUCUUCGAACAGCUACAGCCCACCAAGAUGUCUGCAGAAGAGAAGCUGCUACGAGACGCCACUCACCUAGCGUCCGACGCCGCCAACUCAGCCCUGGCACUGGCCGUCAACAGCUGGUUGCUCAUGUGGUGCUCGGCAUCCACCAGUACAUUCCUCUUGGUGUCCAUGUGAAGUGGAGUGCGGCCACACCCACCCAAAAGCUUCAGCUGGACUACUCUUCUGUUUCUUUUUUCAACUUGGGGUGCAGGGCUGAAAGGCCACACCAGCCUCCAUCUUCCUCUUUGUCGACUUUAUAGAAAGGAAAGAAAGAAGGAAAGAACCUCAUCUCAUCCGUUUGCUUGUGAACACCUUUCCAGUGACCAAUAGAGUGUUCAUCCACAGGGACAGUUAGAGAUCAGCCCCUCCUAGAAACCCCCAUGAUCUGUCAUGGACCCAUACUAAGGUCACAGCAAGGACUAAUUCACAUUAACUUCUUUUUCUACAUUGGCAAGUCAUAAACGAUGUCCGCCUUGGUGUGAUGAAACAGUCGUAUGAGCCGCCCAACAUAACCAGAUCUUGCCACCAUCUUGGAAAACCUUCCACAAAUGGGUUGAAGUAGGAAAUUGCAUGUCCUAGUCUCUCCAAGUGUUGGGUCAGUAAUAGGACUGUGUCACCAUGUCAAUACUGCCACUUCCUAGGAAUAACAUCACCCAGUCACGUUUAAAAAGGCUUGGGGGUGAGCGAUUCGGAAGUGGGAAUUCCCCCAGACUCAGAAUGAGACCAAAACGUUUGGAUGUUCUACAUGGCCAAAUAGCAAAAUCCUGCCUCUCUCAUCACUGUGGUUUGGUGAGGAAUGCAAAGUAUGGAUUAUCCGUUGAGGAUGAAGUGGGUUUUGCUUUGAAAACAUCUGCUUGUUUGAAGCUUCAUGAGAACUGGUGGGACCAGUGGAACUGAACCUCUGGCUCCAAACAGGAAAGAUCACCCAUUCUUAUCAGCAAGUCAUUGACUUGGUUCCAGUGGAGCACCUCCAAGGACAAGAGAGGAAUUGUAUACGUACCUGAAAUCCUACCAUGUCAACUGGUAUGUGUCUUUAGCUUGGACCUUCUAGGGAUGUGUGUUUAUGGCAGACUUGUACUGCUAAUUCACUCCCCUUGAGCGAUUUUAAGAGAUAGUUUGUAUUUACCACAGAAAAUCCAUCAUCACAAUUUGGCCCAGAAAAGAGAUUGCAGGACAGACAACUAAAAUGUCAAUCUCAAACAUUUUGAUCUUCAAGAUUUGGGGGAUCCAGACGCAAAAACAUCAAAUUCCAUAAAUCCAAAUACCAACAUUUACUGGGGGAAAUGGCAGCCUUCAAGUUCCAAGUCCACACACAUGAUCACCAUUCAGCCAAACGUCUGAGCUGACUUCUCAGAGGAGUACUGAGCUGGAUCUGAGAUCGAAUGAUAGCAGAGGUUUCCAUCUGUGAUGACUGAUAGGCCCUGGCAGAUUCACAGAUGUGAGUCAUCACUUGAGGCUACCAUCAGAAAGUCCUCCCCAUGGUCGUCCUUUUGAACUUGCUGGGAAACGUAUUACAGCCCCCAUCAGUGAUCAUGGCUGAUAAUAAUAUCUUGGCUACAAUUCAAUGCAAAGCUAGGCACCAUUAAGUCCAUUGAAAGCAGGGGACAGUAUCCAAUAUGACACAAAUGCUAUGGUGAAACAUGUUCUGCUAGUGUAAGGGACUUCUAAUGCAAUACCAGUAGUGUCAGGUGGCACGAUGCGGUUCCCUGGAAACCCACCGCACCAGCUAACACUAUUGGUGUUGCACUGCAGGUCCCUUACACAACCACAACAUCAUUUACUCAUGUUGCAUCGGCUACUCCCCAAUACAAAGUUAAAUGCACUUAACUUUGUAUUGGAUUGCACCCUUCCUCUCGUUCAUGGGGCAAUAUUUUGCACUGAUCCCAUACCUACAGUCCAAAUCUCUCUGGGUCACAAAGGCAAGCAUGGAGCCCUAGGCAAGUGGGUGUUCUCCUCUUCUCUUCAAGGGUGUCAAAAUGUCAUGGGUGCAGAAGUCCUUCACCCACAGCAAACCUGCUUGACGGGGUGCAUGAGGACAUACAUUUGGAAAAGCUGGAAAGGAUCGUGUUGGGGAAAGUUGCAGAGAGCGUUCCAGCACGUUACCAUCACGUGUUCACAGAACAACUUCAAAGGAUCAUCCUGUAGAGUUAUAUUGGAAUUGUUCAAUCAUUGGGUCCUAAUUUGCCUGCUCCCUCUCCAACACCCCCCCCUCUAAAUUAGUGCUGCCUUAUAGACCAGAUCAGCUCAAGGUGUCUUGCUAUCCCAUUCAAGAGUUCUGCACAAUCCGAACCGUGCGCCCCAAAGAUUUUCCACAGAGUUGCAGAGAACGUUCAAGAGGUGCAUUCCAGCAUCUUUGGCAACGUUUGCAAAGGAUCAUGGGGUGCACUGCGCAGUUUGCAUGCCGUUUCAUUUACACCCCCAGAAAAAAAAAUGUUGUUGCUUCAAGUGACCCUUUGGGGGCUUUGAGCUUGUUCAUUCUGGCAGGCUCUGGUUUUGGGGGACCUUUGCUGUGAUGGAACGUUCUUCAUAUCAAAGGAGAAGUUGAGUGACAAAAAUGUCUUACUCAACGCUGGCCUUUUAAAACUGUCUCUUUAGUAAUGCCAAAUGUUAACCAAAGAUGGUAUCUUGGUAUUUUCUUAGAAUUUGGUCACCAAACCAGUGUGCUAGUAGAAAUUCCAGCUAAAGGGGAAAUUUAGGAAGCUGACGAUACCACUGAGAUCCCAAAAGUAUGGAUUCUGACUUCCGAUUAUGUAUCUAAAAAUUUGUAAUACCGCUAGAUUAUA
Elgaria multicarinata webbii is the source of this 4340-nucleotide messenger RNA. It is a transcript of the gene GFRA4, whose product is annotated as GDNF family receptor alpha 4. The transcript is spliced from 9 exons. The coding region runs from base 292 to 1692 and encodes 466 amino acids. Gene Ontology annotation, molecular function: glial cell-derived neurotrophic factor receptor activity. Lineage: Eukaryota; Metazoa; Chordata; Lepidosauria; Squamata; Anguidae. The record is from RefSeq and is a predicted model, not a curated record. Gene Ontology annotation, cellular component: external side of plasma membrane; signaling receptor complex. Gene Ontology annotation, biological process: nervous system development.